This is a messenger RNA of Glycine soja, 558 nucleotides long. RefSeq lists its product as uncharacterized. The record is from RefSeq and is a predicted model, not a curated record. The transcript has 3 exons. NCBI's taxonomy places the organism in Eukaryota, Viridiplantae, Streptophyta, Magnoliopsida, Fabales, Fabaceae. Bases 1 to 558 code for a protein of 185 amino acids.
AUGCGCACUUGUGCUAAAUCUGGGAUUGGUAAACCUAGAAUAAAUUCUACCCUUCUAAUUGCUCAUCUUGAGUCAAAAUCUACCAAAGCUACCUUGAAAUAUCCUUCUUGGAAAACAGCUAUGCAAACAAAAUAUGAUGCUCUCAUUAAAAAUGAAACAUGGACUUUAAUUGAUCUUCCAUCAUCCAAAACUGCUAUUGGUUACAAGUGGAUUUUUAGGGUGAAAGAAAAUCCAGAUGGCUCUGUCAAUAAGUACAAAGUCAGGCUGCCUUUCUUCAGCAUCCCUUUUCUCUUCAUGCAUACUGUGAUGCUGAUUGAGCUUCUGACCAUGAUGAUAAAAGCAGCCACUACUGUAGAGCCACAAGCCAAUGUUGCUCAGGCUCAACACAGUGUUGCUCAGAACACUAAUUCGACCUACGACAACUAUAAUGGAGGUAAUUGUUUCCUCAACAAUGGUCAUGGAGAUGGCUACAACUUCUCUCAUGGUGGUUGUGGUGGUGAUCAUGGCUAUGGUGAUGGCUGUGGGGGGUUGUGGUGGUCAAUUUUCUCUAACAUUUAG